AUGUCACAGCAGGACUACGAACGGCUGAAGAAGAAGCUGAAGGAUGCACUCAACCGCAAGAAGGACAUCGACCGGGAGGUUGCGAAGCUAGAAGAGGACAUAUUCAACAAGGAAACCGCAUAUCUAUCGGAAGGAGCGCAACACGGGAACAUCAUCAAGGGAUUUGAGAACUUCACGAAAACCACCACAUCGACGUCGUCCUCGCGAGGGAAGAAGAUACAAUUCACAGACGAAGACCGCAUAUUUUCUCUCAGUUCUGCUACCUACGUCCGCCACCUGAAAAAGAUCAACAGCGGCCAGAUGCAAGGAAGUCUAAACCCACUGCUGGCCCAGUACGACGAUGACGAUGACGAGAGCGAGGAGUCCACGCCUCGCAAGAGACGAACCUAA
Messenger RNA from Ogataea angusta, 390 nucleotides. RefSeq lists its product as uncharacterized. The record is from RefSeq and is a predicted model, not a curated record. Lineage: Eukaryota; Fungi; Ascomycota; Pichiomycetes; Pichiales; Pichiaceae. The transcript has a single exon. Bases 1 to 390 code for a protein of 129 amino acids. Gene Ontology annotation, cellular component: NuA4 histone acetyltransferase complex.